CUUCCUGCUGACGUCACGCCCCUCCUGGUUGGCGAGUGCACUUGUUCUUCCUCCUCCCGACAAACACACUUUAUAUCUGCCUCUCCUUCCCCACGGACACUACGGAACACUAACUUCUUCACGGGUGGCUCGCUUUACUCUCUACUUCCUUCCAAGGUAGCAAGUGUGUGGCAAAGCCUAUAAGGAAGCACCUGAUGGCACCUCUGGCUGCCUCCGUGGUGCAGGCAUGACUAUCACCCCCACAAAAGACAAAACUGGGUUAUCCUCAUACAAAGACUCAAGUCUCAGAGCCGUUUCAACACAGAUGGAUGAGGUGGAAGGCUUGCGGUUGAAACACUCCGCUGAGGACGCCAUUUCUUUGACUUCCUCCCUGACUGAGUCCAUCAACCUAGAAGAUGGCCAUUACUCCAUGCUACGAGCUGAGCUGGAGAGCGACAGCAAGAACCUGGAGGCGGAGUCGUGGAGCGUGGCUACCAACCCGGACUACCUAAGGACUCUGCAGAAAGAUGCUGUUAAAAGACAGGAUGUCAUCUAUGAGCUUAUCCAGACAGAGAUGCACCACGUGCGCACUUUAAAGAUCCUUCGAUACGUCUAUAUGCACGAGUUGAGGCAGUCUCUGCUCUUGGACGAGGGCAAAAUGGAUAUGCUCUUCCAGGGUGUAGACGCCCUGCUCACCCUGCACCAGCACUUCCUCAGCUGCCUUAAACUACGUCAAAGCUGCAGUCAGGAGGAGCAAAGUCCAAAUGGCUACCAGAUCACGGAGCUGGGAAAUAUACUCAUCUCUCAGUUUUCAGAUGCAUUAGGUGAAAAAAUGAAGGUUGGAUACAGUGUUUUCUGUGGCCAUCAAAGUGAAGCCAUCAGUCUGUACAAAGAGCAGAUGCAGAACAACAAGAAGCUGCAGAGCCUCAUGAAGAAAAUUGGUCAGCUGGCCCUGGUAAGAAGGUUGGGGAUCCCUGAAUGUUUUCUGCUAGUGACUCAGCGCAUCACAAAGUAUCCUGUCCUGGUGGAGCGGAUCAUACAGAACACAGACGCCGACACAAACGAGUACCAGUCUCUGCUGCAAGCCUUGGCGUCCAUAAAAGACACAAUCUCCCAAGUGAACGACUGCGUCCGGGAAUACGAGAAGGCUUCCCGCCUGAGAGAGAUCCAUGUGCGUUUGGAGCCCAAAUCCGUGGGCCGGUUGAAGGACGGUCAAGUGUUCCGCCGAGAGGAUCUGAUCCUCAGCAACAGAAUGCUGCUGCAUGAAGGCCCGGUCACCUGGAAGUCUUCUGGCAGACAGAAAGACGUCCACGCUGUGCUGCUGUCAGAUGUGCUCCUCCUGCUUCAAGACAAAGAUCAGAAGUUUGUCUUUGCUGCGGUGGAUAACAAACCGCCAGUGGUCUCCCUUCAAAACCUGAUAUUGAGGGAGGUCGCCCAUGAAGACAAAGCAAUGUUCCUCAUCUGUGCGUGCACCUCCGAGAUGUACGAGCUCCGCGCUGGCUCCCGAGAGGAGCGCAUCAGCUGGAUGGCAUUCAUACGGAAUGCCAUUAACCAGUAUUCCGAGGAGGACGAAGUCCACCAGGAGCUUAUUACCAGACUCCAAGAAUAUCAAGAUUGUUUGAAGGAGAGAGAUGACCAGAUCAAGCAAUGCCUGACGGAGAAGCUGCACAUCUCCAAAGCCCUGUACAAGGACCUGACCGGCCUUGAGAGCCCCUCGAAAGGGCUUCUGCUGCGAGGAGACCCCGCUGACCUCCAGCAGGGAGAAACACUGCUCCAAGGAGCUAUCGUUGAAGUGGAAAACCUUCAAAACCUGCUCUUCUCCAAAAUGAAAGACUCAAGCAACCUGCAUGCUCAUAUGUGCUCAGAUGGAGAUGAGGCCGAGGGCCCCAGUGGGAACGAAAUGGUGCCGCUAUACUGCACCCACCUGUCGAACGAUGCUCAGCGGAAGGAGCUGCACUUCUGUGAGAGCCCACCAAUGAAGGCUGACACUGACGAAAUAUCGAAGCCCAUGUCCACUUCACCUACUGGCGACUUCCUGACAGAGGUGUGUGACCGGGUAACACAGCUUCUACAGAGGCUGUAUGAAUUACAAGCCUUCGUGGUGCAUCAGGACAGUCUGAUCAAGCUGCAGCACGUCCAGCAGUCCAAGAGCAGACCGUCCCGCCCAUCCAGCAGUACGCUGCUGGAGCAGGAGAAGCAGCGCAACCUGGAAAAGCACAAGGAGGAGCUGGCCAACCUCCACAAGCUGCAGGCACAGCUCAGAGAAGCGCAGCAGCGCUUGGAGAAGGAGCAGGAGCGCCACAGUGUCUGCAUGGAGACCCUGGAGGCUGACCUGAAGCAGAGGGAGGACGAGUGCAGAAAACACGAGGAGAAGGUUAACGAGGAAAAGGCUGAGCUGGAGAGGCAGAGGGAGAGCUACCAGCAGGAUCUGGAGCGACUCAGGGAGUCUAACAAGGCUGUGGAGAAAGACAAGGAGCGCCUGAGCCAGGAGAAGGAACGUCUGGAGGAGAAGUUAAAGAAGUACACAAUGAGCACCGGACACGCCAACUACGAUGACCCCAACAUCAACCUUUUCAGCUACCAGUCCUUCAGGGGAAACAUUGCCAACGGCAGAGGAGGAGGAGGGAGUUUAAGGCCGCACGUACCGCUCGCCACUGCCAGCGACCCCAACGAGACUCCUCCCAAGGUCCCGCCGCGCAAGGAGAGCAUCAGUCUUCAGCCAGUGAAGCCUGAGAUGCCCAUGCACCUAAUUAGCACCACCAACCAGGUGCACAAAGCCAGCGGCGUGGUACAGCAGAUCCCCACCAAGCUGGCCAAUCUUUCCAGGAGCAAGGAGAAGGUCUUCAAGAUGAAGCCGUCGCAUCAGAGAGCCCACAGUGCAGCCUCCAUAGACGUGAGCCAGGUGUUGCCCAUCCGAGUGACGAGGAAAGAAGGAGGGAGUCUGCGAGGUUCUCACAGCCAGUCAGAUGAUUUGAAGUCGCACAGACACAGAAUGAAAACAUCGCAGUCCUUCAGCGCACACCUCAGGAGCAGCGUGGAGCUGCCGCCCCCACCUCCACCUCCUUUCCCCAAAGAAGUGCUGCAAGUGAAAGCCAAAGAAAAGGUCAUAUUCCUUUAGUUUGCCUCUUACCGCCUGGACUUCUAGUAAGACUGUGUCAACUAUCAGGUACUGUACACACACUUUUAUCAAAAUAAUUUAUGGCUGCGGUCGUCACCGAAAAAAAACAAGGACCUAUUUUGCACAGUGGAGAAAACUAUUUUUUGAAUGUUUCUAAAGCUUUUUAAAUAUUUGAUGUUCUUACAUUGCCAAAGACUUUUUAAAAGAGUAUUUUUUAUUGUAAAUGAAAGCAACAUUUUAUGACCAGGUCUUUACUUUCUUUUUAAUUUAAAGAGUCAUGAAACUACUGUAUUGAACAAGCACUGCAUUGGAAUUCAUUUAAAAAAAACAAAAAAAAAAACAACCAACAGAUGCUAUAGUGACAUUUUUACCCCAAAAAUACCAAGUAGUUAAUGUAAUUAAAAAAAUAAAAUAAAACAUGACAUGCUCCAGUUUCCUUUUUGGUCCAACUUUCCUUUGACAUUUCACCAUACUUGCCAACCUUGAGA
This is a messenger RNA of Nerophis lumbriciformis (worm pipefish), 3585 nucleotides long. It is a transcript of the gene arhgef18a, whose product is annotated as rho/rac guanine nucleotide exchange factor (GEF) 18a. Gene Ontology annotation, biological process: regulation of Rho protein signal transduction. The record is from RefSeq and is a predicted model, not a curated record. Gene Ontology annotation, cellular component: plasma membrane. NCBI's taxonomy places the organism in Eukaryota, Metazoa, Chordata, Actinopteri, Syngnathiformes, Syngnathidae. Gene Ontology annotation, molecular function: guanyl-nucleotide exchange factor activity.